CGCUCCACUUUCUUCACCCUUUACGCUCAGGACACGAUGAGGCUAACAACACUUUGUGUGACCCUGUUGGUCAUCUCUCAUGUCUCUUGGACCACAGCUGACUCCAGUGAAGAAGUCCUCCUGUGGAAUAAGGAUUUCGGGCCUUGUGCUGUGACACUGAUUCCUGAGGGGCCGUGCAGACAGGAGCAGGAUGAGAACACGUGUCCAUACAUCUUCAAUCUGCCGCCGCUGACUCUCCACUUGCCAAAGCACCUCAGAGAGCUGGAGAAGAUUGUGCAAGAUGUUGAGAAUCUGAAGGACAAAGUGGAUGAAUUGAGGAAGAUGUGUGCAGAUUGUACAGUAAGCCAAAGUGAGAGAGAGUGUGGAAGAGAAAGAGAGCAUGAAAAGCUGAAUGAGGGUAAGGAUAACCAUAAUGACAUGAGGAAUUGCAGGAAUAACACAAAUCCUAAUGGACCAAAAGAUUCACAAUCUGAGUUUGGGACAGACAGAGUUAAAGUGGAAGGGACUGUGGAAGGACAGGGUGACACUGACUCAGAGAAAAAACACCAUUUAGAAGAGAAAGACAGAAAGAAAGCAGAGAGGGAGAGCAAUAUAAGGAUCAUUAAAAAAGGGACUCUGAAAGUAGUUCACAAAAAAGAUGUAAAAACUCAACAAAAGAUAGAAGGAAGACAAGGAAAUGACAAAUUUGGGCAGGCAAAGGUGUCAGGCUUUGGACAAAAUCACACCAUAGAUAUAAAUAGUGAAAAAGUUUUGAAAAAUAAUUCAAAGAUUGUGCUGGCAGUCAAAGGGAAUUCAGAGGGAAAUGGAGAAGAUUUGUUGGAAAAUGGAGAAGAUGCCAACACAAGAGAUGUAAAAAAUAACGAGAAGCUAGAUGAAAGUAGUCAUAACAUCUGGCGGGCUGGAACUAAGGACAAAGAGAAACAGACCCAAGGUGAAGAAGACAGAGUCAUUGAUAGAAUAAAGAUGUCAGAGGAUCACGGUGAGGACACAAAUGAAGAACAGGAGCAGCACAGGGAGGAGAGGGAAAAGGAAAUGGAACAGGAAAUACAAACGGAGAGACACAACAAGAAACCUAAAGACACUGAAAGUAUCACAAGUUCAGAAACAGAGAAGACCAUAAAGAAGGGGGAGGUGGGGGAGAAAGGAAAGGAGAUCAAAACAACAGUGCAGGCUGUUCAGCAAGACGGCGAUGGAGAAUUAGCAUCCGGAAAAGUAACUCAAAAGAAAGACGUUGUGUCUCUUCGACCAAAUCCUCACUCAGGACCUGAUUCCACAGAAUUGGACAGACCUCAAACUUUUACAUCUUUGUCAAAGACCAUUACACAAUUUAACACAGAGGUUAAUCAAGGGAUGGAAAUAAAUGAAUAUGGAUUUACAACAGAUAAUGUGGGCCUUGGAUAUGGGAAAACUGGCAUUCCUGAACACUUAAACACAGGUGAAGAUUCUGUAUUUAGGACCACAACUACAACAACAAAACUCUUGAUUAGUCCUUUUGUUAGCCUGAGAAAAAAUGUCAGAUCUGGGGUCACAUCUUCACCCAGUCUGAGACUUGAGCCAGACUACCAAGGUCCAGAGAGUUUGGCGACAUCAACUGAAACCACUACUGCUAAUUCCAAAAUAUAUGGCACAAUGUUCCCACAAAUCACAGGAUUCAUCCGCUGGAGCGCGACAAAGACUAUCAGCACAAACAUGAAACAGCCAAAGCCUGGAGAUAAACUCAAUCCUGAGAUUAAGCCUAAGGUGCUGCAAAAACAAAAUUCUGAGUAUGAUCCUAAACGUAACCGACCUCCUUUGCCUGAUAGAAGACCAGCACCUGCCCAAAAGCAAAAGCCUUCUCAUCAAAAACCAAUCACUGGCCAAAAAAACACCAAAAGCUCUAAAAAUGUCCAAAAUCCAAAGGCUAAUCAAAGACCGCUAACUCAAAAUCUAAACCACAACAAAACACUUAAAUAUGAUGGAGAAGAUGAACAAACACAGAUAAAAAUACAAAAGCCAAAAGUUUAUCAAACGUCUAUGUCUCCUACUCAGAAACAGAUUUUGCAAUACAAACCUGGAACUGUCAACACAAACAGUUCUGACAUCAGUCCUGCGUCUGAUCAAGAACCCAAAUAUGCAGGAAUUAACCAAAGCUCAAAAUCAGAGCAAAAGCCUCCUCAUCCUCUUGACACUCAUAACCCUGAACAACAGCAAAAAUUAGAUAAAAAGACAAACGAGGGAAAGUCUACAUUUGGUCAAGGGUUGAUAUCAAAUCAGACUUCCCCAUCUGUUCAAGAGCCUGGUCCUGUAACAGCAGCUAGCUUCACACCAAAACCUGACCUAAAUCCCAUAACUGAAUUCAUGAAAAUUGUUGAUCAAACAUUUUCAGCAAAAGAAAACCCUAAAUUUGGGCCGAAGCUUAAACCGGUUCGUGGUAAUAUACCUCCAGAACACAGGCCUAAACCCAACCAGAAAAUAUCCAAAAUUAAUCAAAAAGCAAAACUACCCCAAAUAAAUGUAACCGACCCAGACGCUGCACAAUCAACUAAACAUAACCAAACACACCCACAACCUGUUCAACCCGACCAGGCACCACAAACUAACCUAAAGCCUAAAAUGCCUGACCAAAAAAACAACUUUAACAUUAAAUCUGUGCGUAAUCAAGAACCUGAAGCAGAAUCUGUCAAAAAAUACAAACCAAAGCCUCCACCCAGAAACAAAAUACCAGUCAGACCUAAACUCGAGCUACCAGUAACCCCCCUUCAAACACCAAAGCCAGUGAUGCAACCGAAGAAAACCCAGAAAACAAAAACAUUAGAUCCUCUUCAGACAACUGGGAUUACUCCAGACAGCAUCCAAAACUCUGACAGGGACACGUCAUCUACUUCGAGUCCCGUAACAAAGAGUGCUAAAGUAAAUAAUUCUCAAGUGGACAGAGAUUUCAGUCCCAGCACCAUGAAAACAGUAACAAUGGGUCAAGAAACCUUAAACAGCCUGCUGGUUGGUCCACCGACUCACUCACACCCUGUCCAAGAAUUGGCAACGAGUCCAAACAGCCGGAUUACAUCUGAUCUGAAGCCACAAACAGCAGAUCAACCACCAUCGAUCCUAAUGACACUAAGCCCAAGCAAAUUUGGUGAUGAGAUGCUCCCACAUAUCAUCCCUAAAACCAGUCUGGGAACUUCAAAUUACAAUCAAGCUACUGAUAGUGACUCCAGAUUAGAAGAAAACAUAGUUCUCAAGGUAGAGGAAACAACAAAUUGGGACACAGCGACAAGUUCAAUCCUUCCAUCAAGGCUUCAAAGUAGUUCCACUGUCAGUUCUGACUUCAGGUCAUCAACCCCUGUCAUAUCUGACUUUGAGGCCACUGCAGCGACUCCAUUACCUCAGGAAUCCACUCCCAGUCCACGAGAGCUGCGUGUGAAAAUUAGCCAGCUGGCUGCUUCCUUCAACAACAGUCAGAAUCCAAAUGGCGGGUUGCCAGACAGCCAUCCAAAAGAGCAUCCUAAGGACAACAAGGGGGGCAGCCAGCCCGACGGGACACGCCGUAAACUCUCAACACUGAUACCAUCUAAAGUGAACAAGGAGAGGAGAGACUGCUCGGACCAUCUUAUCAGAGGGGAGAAAAAAAGUGGCGUCUACCAGGUGACCCCCCACCUUGGCAGCAGAAGCUUCACAGUGGUGUGUGACAUGGAGCUGCAUGGUGGAGGGUGGACCGUCCUGCAGCGUCGACAGGAUGGCAGCAUGAGCUUCAACAGAACCUGGGAGGAGUAUCGGUCAGGUUUCGGGGAGCUGAACGGAGGGGAAUUUUGGCUCGGUAACCAUCUGAUCCACCUCCUGACCCGUGACAGAAACAUGAUGCUGCGAGUGGAGUUGGAGGAUUUUGAUGGGGUUACAGGGUAUGCAGAGUAUGAGCACUUUAGUGUGGCAAAUGAACGGACGCAUUUCAGACUGACAGUAGGAGGUUACUCAGGCACCGCAGGCGACGCGCUUCGCUUCAGCAAAAGGUACAAUCACAACAACAGAGCUUUCACCACGCCGGACAAGGACCACGACCGCUAUCCAUCAGGGAACUGUGGGGCCUACUACAGCUCCGGCUGGUGGUUUGAUGCCUGCAUGUCUGCAAACCUUAAUGGGAAGUACUAUGUGGGACGUUACAAAGGAAUCCGGGACGGUAUUUUCUGGGGGACAUGGCAAAACAUAACAAAAGAGUAUUACCUCACUAAUGACAGACAGUCUUUCAAAAGUGUGCGGAUGAUUAUCAGACCUAAAGGCUUUGCACCAUGAGCUUUGACUGUCUGGACAUGCCUGAGGGGAAAAAGGAUGUUAUCCAAGCAUGACAGUGCUAAUAACUACAACUA
Messenger RNA from Thalassophryne amazonica, 4337 nucleotides. RefSeq lists its product as uncharacterized. The transcript is spliced from 2 exons. NCBI's taxonomy places the organism in Eukaryota, Metazoa, Chordata, Actinopteri, Batrachoidiformes, Batrachoididae. Bases 37 to 4263 code for a protein of 1408 amino acids. The record is from RefSeq and is a predicted model, not a curated record.